GGACUAUAGCUCGGAUAAUGAGAAUUGCCUAGAUGAUGGUGAAGAUAAUUCUGAUGAUGAGUAUUGCCUUGAUGAUAGUGAAGAUAACUCUGAUAAUGAGUAUUGCUUAGAUGAACUUGAAAAGCUUGAUCCUAAAGAACCAUUAAUUUACAAAUUUGACGAUGAAAAUGCAUUCAAAAUCCUAAGUGAAUUCGAUAAUGAAGACAAAUCUCUUGAUAAAAUUGAAAUGAGUUAUGGGAUUAAUUUUGAUAAUAAAAAUAGUGAAAUAAAGAAUAAAGGAAAAGGGGUUGAACGAAAUGACAUCAAACAAAACGAAGAAAAACCCUCUUGGAUUUUAUUUUAUGACUUAUUAAACUCGGCUCGGUUGAUGAAAGAAAGUACCCAAGGUUGUUUCGACAAACAAUUAUUCGAGCAGGCAAUAGUUAUGGGUGAGAAACUUUCCACAAAUUAUUCUAGGAUUGCUGAAAUUUCUCGAGGCUUGCGUAUCAUAAAGGAAAAAUAUUCUGAAAUUUUAGUAGAUCACGAGAAAAUCAAAUAA
Molecule: messenger RNA, 538 nt
Organism: Acaulospora morrowiae
Lineage: Eukaryota; Fungi; Glomeromycota; Glomeromycetes; Diversisporales; Acaulosporaceae
Source: the annotation of a GenBank genome assembly